AUGCUUAUUAUGUUAACCUUUGCAUUGCAAUUAGUUAAAAUUCUGUACAUGGUUUAAUAGCUGUAUUUACUGGAUUUUAAAUAGGGCAUGCCCAUAAUAGAAUAAACUAAAAAAAGAAAAAUAUUUUGUUAUAUACCAUUAGAAAAUAUGUUAAUCGGUAACGUUAGAAACAGAAUAACAAGUAGUAACGGUGAUUGGUAAAAGUUGCUUGCUUCUACUAGUUAACCUUUAUUUAGGUACUGA
This is a messenger RNA of Ichthyophthirius multifiliis, 243 nucleotides long. Its product is annotated as phosphofructokinase family protein, putative. The transcript has 2 exons. The record is from RefSeq and is a predicted model, not a curated record. NCBI's taxonomy places the organism in Eukaryota, Ciliophora, Oligohymenophorea, Hymenostomatida.